UAGUGGAUAACUUUAACCUCGAUGAUAACAAGGUCACAUCAUGGACGAGGAGUGUUACAAUUGAAUACAAAAAAUUUAAGAUUGUAAUUGACCAGGGUUUGAUUCAAAGUGGAUUCCAAGUCACGAUUGAUGGAGUGAAAUCCCCACCAGGCAGUAGCAAGGACAAUGGUAAUAUUGAAGUGUCCUUGUUGGGACUCUUUGUUAAAGUGCAAAUUAAAUCUAUUGGACUCUCAGUGGAGUGGGAUGGAGCAGCCAGGGCAAUCACCAUGCUAGAUGGCAGGUGGGGCACAUAUGUUGAAGGACUAUGUGGCAACUUCAAUGGAGA
This is a messenger RNA of Owenia fusiformis, 325 nucleotides long. The record is from the annotation of a GenBank genome assembly. NCBI's taxonomy places the organism in Eukaryota, Metazoa, Annelida, Polychaeta, Sabellida, Oweniidae.